AUGACGAGUGAUUCAAAUCAAAUUAUUCAAUUAAAUGUUGGUGGAAUAUCAUUUUCGACAAUGAAAGAAACGCUUCUACGUGAACCAAAUUCCUUCUUCGAGACGUUAUUUGUACCCGAAAAGCUCGAAAAAGUUUCGAAAUUCGCAAUACUCCUCGCAAACGGAUCAUAUUUCAUCGAUCGCGACGGUUAUUUGUUCACUUUUAUACUCGAUUAUUUACGAAAUGGACGCUUAAUUGUUCCACAAAAUUUCGAUAAUCUAAUUCGUUUACGUGAUGAAGCUGAAUUCUAUCAAUUGUAUAAUUUGAAGAAAUAUCUCGACAAUUAUGCCGUUAAGAAAAAAUCGAAUGAUUUUAGUGGAAUUCUUGAAAAUGGUGGAUAUAUAACGCUUGGUUAUAGAGGCACAUUCGCCUUUGGGAGAGAUGGCCAAUCGGAUGUGAAAUUUCGAAAAUUGCAACGUAUUUUAGUUUGUGGCAAAGUAACAUUAUGUCGUGAUGUCUUCGGUGACACACUUAAUGAUAGCCGAGACCCCGAUCGCGAUGAAUAUGAACGAUACACAUCUCGUUUAUAUCUUAAACAUCAAAGUCUCGAGAAGGCAUGUGAUAUGUUAGCCGAAAAGGGUUUUAAACUUGUAGCAACAUGUUGCAGUGGAGCUAAUGGUUUGACACCAAUUGGCCUUACCAUGUGUUCGAAUCAAAACACUAUCAAUCAACAAGAACUUAUGCACCAACGUAACAGCAGUGAAUAUGAAGAACAACGUUGGGCACACUAUACAGAAUAUAUCUUCUAUCGUGAACCAAUGUAUGCUGGUGGUAUAUUAUCAAUCCAGUAA
Molecule: messenger RNA, 831 nt
Organism: Dracunculus medinensis (Guinea worm)
Lineage: Eukaryota; Metazoa; Nematoda; Chromadorea; Rhabditida; Dracunculidae
Source: the annotation of a GenBank genome assembly